AUGGAAGUAAGGCGGCGGUUGGCGGCGGUAAUGGAGGAAAAGAAUGUGUGGGGAAGUUGUGAGACCCACCCAAAGAGAAGAGAUCGUCGGCCCUCACACAGGCGAUUGCCCAGCGCCGCCAUCCCCACUGUCGACACCGCCCAAGCUGACCUCGCUUCCAGAUUUUGGUCCUGUAUAGAUAUGCCGAUCUUCCCCAAUCCAUUUGCUUCCCUCUCACUGCUCUGUGCUCAUGAGGUCGAUAUCACUUUUGUUUUUGGAAUCGGAAUCGGUGUAGCCGUGCAGGAUAUUAAAAUACCAUCUGUUUUAUCCUUACACUGCUAUUCAAGUAUAUGGUUUAGUUGUUCAUUUCAAUUCAAGCAAUUCCCAAUAGACCCAUCAGUCGAAUUGAAUGCCAACAACUUUCAAUUUAUUCGAGAAACGAUCUGCAACGAUGAAGGCUUUGAAUGCAGAACCGAAGAGGAAUGAUUCGAUCGUUCCUUCUGUCUCUACCAUGUUUUCUCCUGAUAUCUAUAAUUACACACGAUAUUUCUAAGGUUUUAUUUGUUUUCUUUUUUUUGGUAAAUUAAUCAAUUGAUUGAUAGUUCGAUUAAUUGGUGAUAAUUCGGCCAACAAAUCUGUGAAAAAAAUUACCCUUUUGCAUAAUCCCCUAAGAGGAAUUUUUUUUUGACUUUGUAAAGGUCAAGGCUUUUGCCAUAUUAAAAUGCAAAAUUAUCAUGGAUUUUUGUCGUUCUCUUUGAUUCUAUAUCGCUGCCACAGGCUUACAACUAUUGCUUACUUUAUUGUCUGCUAAUUUCAUGUUUAUGAUUCUUUUCUCUGAAUCUCUAUCUUAGCUGUUGGAAUUUGUCAAAUACCCCAUCCGAUUAUCUCAACUUUGGUUUUAUGACAUGACUUUUCUACAACAAACACAAAUUUAUAGGUUUUAAGUGGGUGUAGGGUUGUGCUGAAACCUGUUGUCAAUGUCCCGCCAUAAAUAUUCAAGAAACCCCAGGUAUGUUGUUAGAAUUUUUUCAGGGGUAUUUUAGGAAUUUGCAUUAGUAUUGUUAUCUUAUUUUUAGGUGAUUGAAGCAGGGGACAAAAAAAUGUUUUGUAAAAACAAAAAACAAGAACAAAGGAACAAUAACAAAAGAUUUAUGUUUGGGUAAUGAUCAAGCCGUUUCACAAACUGAACAUAUUAUUUGGUGUGAUUUUUUUUUAUACAGGGAUAUGUGUGCAGGGUGUGUACCAGACUACUUUAAAGACAGAGACAAUGGAUAAAGUUUUCAUGGAAAAUAGGAGGGGUGCAAAUGUGUGAUUCCUUCAAAGGUGAUCAAGGAUUAAGAAAGCCAACAUAGAUAAUCAAUUUUGCAAAGGGUCCGUCUUUUUUUCUUAGGGCACAACCAAAGUCCCUGGUCCUCAGAUUAUUAGCACGCAUUCUGUAAUGAGGUCUGCCAUGUUUUUCUGUUGUACACAAUCUCCUGGAGGGCACAAUGUUGUUCAAAAUUCACAGACCUGAAACUAAUUUGUUACGAUUUCAUGGCUGGUCCAGGCACAAUUGCAGAAGCCAUGAUCCGAGGUCUCCCCAUCAUUGUAAACGAUUACAUUGCUGAGCAGGAAGUUGGAAAUGUACCCUAUGUAGUGGAAAAUGGAUGUGGGAAUCUUCAAAGUCACCAAAAGAGAUUGUAGAAAUUGUUGGUCAAUGGUUUGGUCCUAAAGCACAUGAACUCAAGACUAUGAUAGGGCUUGAUUUGAAUUGAUCUGAAUUUAAACUAUCACAGAUCAGUCACAAACAUCGAAUAUUAAAACACAACAUAAAUUCAAUCUGGGUACAUAUCUGUUUGUUUCCGAGAUUUUUUUUAAGAAGACUCAAAAAGGAUAGAAGAACAAGGAUAACAUGAGCAAUGGUACGCAGACAUUAGCCGGAAAAAGAAAUUUAUAGAUAAAAGCAGAUGAAAAAUCAACAUACCCACAAUGUGUAAAUGAGGCUAAUUUUCGGUGUCAUUUUCGUGUUAUACUCUGAUUUUUUCUAUGUUUUCAAAUGAUUCCUUAUUUAAUCAUUAUACUUAAAUUCUGAAUCUGUGUUUUUGUU
Messenger RNA from Lactuca virosa, 2065 nucleotides. Lineage: Eukaryota; Viridiplantae; Streptophyta; Magnoliopsida; Asterales; Asteraceae. The record is from the annotation of a GenBank genome assembly.